AUGGAGGUUGUGGCAGCAGCGAACAUUAUUAGAGAUGAUGAGAUUUCCAUAGCGAAGAGAAUGAGAGCAUUGUUCUACCUGCGAAAUGAAACGACACCGGAGUCUGUAAGUGCGAUUGCUGGAGGAUUUGGAUGCAAGUCUGUUCUACUAAAGCAUGAAGCAGCAUAUGUGCUUGGACAAAUGUGCAUGGAUGAGUCAAAAGAUGUUCUUAUGCGGGUUCUUUCUGACGAGGACGAGGACGAGAUAGUCAGGCACGAAGCAGGAGAGGCUCUGGGCAAUUUUGAGUUAUCGGAGGAUAUACUGCAGAUACUAGACAGAUAUUCGCAGCAUGCCAGGAAGCCGAUUUCUGAGACAUGCUACAUUGCAGGAAUGAAUAUCCGGGAACGAGGAUGCUCAAAAGGCGAGAUAUCUAAGCACGGGUCGAGAGAUCCGGCACCUCCGAUGGAAGGCAAUUUUGAAGAUGCAAGGCGAAUUCUAUUGGAUAUGUCUGAGUGCAUGUACAGAAGAUACCAAGCGAUGUUUUUCCUGAGGGAUCUUGGCAGUGCAGAUGCUGUUCAUGCGCUUGGAGAAGCAAUGAAUGAUUGCUCAGCACUUUUCAAGCAUGAGAUUUCAUUUGUGUUUGGGCAAAUGCGAAACAAAGAAUCGAUUCCAUAUUUGGUCGAAAAGAUGAAUGAUGCCAAUGAGCAUGGAAUGGUCAGGCAUGAGUGUGCAGAGGCUUUGGGUGCAAUAGGCAAUAGUGUGGCGCUUGAGGCGUUGGUCAAGCACAUUGAGGACCCGUGUGACAUUUUGAGGGAAAGCGUUGAGGUUGCUGUAGACAUCCACAACUACAUAACUAGCGAUGAGCUUGAGUAUUGUAAGUGUUGA
Ordospora pajunii is the source of this 864-nucleotide messenger RNA. RefSeq lists its product as uncharacterized. The record is from RefSeq and is a predicted model, not a curated record. Gene Ontology annotation, molecular function: deoxyhypusine monooxygenase activity. Gene Ontology annotation, biological process: peptidyl-hypusine biosynthetic process. The coding region runs from base 1 to 864 and encodes 287 amino acids. NCBI's taxonomy places the organism in Eukaryota, Fungi, Microsporidia, Ordosporidae. The transcript has a single exon.